Carcharodon carcharias (great white shark) is the source of this 3213-nucleotide messenger RNA. Its product is annotated as taste receptor type 1 member 1-like. Gene Ontology annotation, biological process: G protein-coupled receptor signaling pathway. The record is from RefSeq and is a predicted model, not a curated record. The coding region runs from base 1 to 2508 and encodes 835 amino acids. The transcript is spliced from 6 exons. NCBI's taxonomy places the organism in Eukaryota, Metazoa, Chordata, Chondrichthyes, Lamniformes, Lamnidae. Gene Ontology annotation, cellular component: membrane. Gene Ontology annotation, molecular function: G protein-coupled receptor activity.
AUGUGGUUCCUUCUGUUGCUUUUUGCAUAUGCUAUCUGUAGUAUCCCCAAGAGUUUGUCAGAGCCAUUUACCUCAUCAGGAGAGUAUGUGAUCGGGGGCUUAUUUCCCAUUCACCAUACCCCAUUGGAAGAUGUUAAUCGAUUGAAGCCUGUUGUCCCAGACUGUGAGAAGUCAGAAUUCAGAACAGGUAUGUUGACUGCAUUCCAAGCAAUGAGAUUUGCUGUUGAUGAAAUUAACAACUCAACUGAACUGUUGCCGGGUAUCACUCUGGGCUAUGACAUUGCUGACAGUUGCUUUGAAGUUGUGGACAUCCAAACUAUGUUCAGGUUCCUGUCAGGCAAGCAAGGAGCAGAGGUGGAGAUAUUAAACAAUUACACAGCUUACCAGCCCAGGGUAAUCGCUGUCAUUGGACCACCUUCAACAGAUGUAGCAAUUACCAUUGCUAGAGUGUUAGGCUUUUUUCUUGUCCCUCAGAUCAGUUACCUGGCAUCUGGUGAGAUCCUGAGUGAUAAAAUGCGUUUCCCAUCAUUUUUACGGACCAUUCCAAGUGACAAGAACCAAGCAAAUGCGAUGGCACUACUGAUACAGGAAUUCCAUUGGAACUGGAUUGCCGUUAUUGGGAGUGACAAUGAAUAUGGGCGCAAAGGGGUCAACAGAGUGAUGGAACUAGCCUCGGCAGCAGGAAUCUGCAUUGCAUAUCAGGGUAUCAUCUCCACCUCCCCUGAGGUUGUUAUCCAGAUGAUCAAUAAUAUCAGCAGUACUGUCAAUGUCACUGUCCUCUUUUCCAAUGAAUUAGUGGCACAUGUAUUUUUCAGUCUUGUCGUGGCACAAAAUCUCACCUCCAAAGUAUGGAUCGUAAGUGAAGCUAUUUCCGUAUCACAGGAUAUAACAAAUAUAUCAAAUAUUGAGAGCAUUGGAACAGUUAUAGGCAUAGCAAUCAAGGAAGGGCAGAUGGCACACUUUAAGGAAUUCCUAGACAAACCCUUGAGCCCCACUAAUCCAAGAAUCAUGCCAGAAUCAGGGUUGGGAGAGAAUACCAACAGCAGAGGCAGCUGUGACCAAGCAUGUAACCAAUUUGAUUGGCUGAACGCCAAGCAUUUGAAUUCUAUGUUUUACAGGCUGGAAAAGCGGGUUUCAUACAACGUGUACUCGGCUGUGUAUGCUGUCGCCUAUUCAUUACACAGUCUACUCCAGUGCAAUGCAGCACAGUGUGACAAAACACACAAAAUCCUCCCCUGGCAGUUACUCAGCAGCUUGAAGAUGGUGAAAUUUAAUCUUCAUGAUCACACUCUCUACUUCGAUGAGCACGGAGACCCACCCACUGGUUAUGACAUUGUUUUAUGGGAUUGGACGAGGACUCAAGUCCAUUUUAAGACUAUUGGUUCUUACUUGCCAACUGCCAGACAAAUGAACAUUGAUUCAUCCUUGAUCCGCUGGAAUUGGGGAGAUAACUUGAUCCCGACAUCUAAUUGUUCAGCGACGUGUAAUCCAGGACAGAAGAAAAUCCAAAGAGGGAUCCAUCCUUGCUGCUUCGACUGUGAAGACUGCCCCUCUGGAACAUUCCAGAAUCAAAGUGAUCCCUACCAUUGCAUGGAUUGCCUAUGGCAACAGUGGUCACCUCCUAAAAGCCACCGCUGCCUGGAACGGAAGCUUUAUUAUUUGGAAUGGAACAGUGCUUUCUCUAUCUUUCUGUUGAUCUUGGCGAAUGGUGGACUUGUGCUGACCAUCACGAUAGCAAUGAUCUUCAUACUCAAUUACAAUACUCCGGUUGUCAAGUCCGCUGGUGGCACGAUGUGUUUUCUCAUGCUUGUGUCGAUGUUCUGUGGCUUUUCUUGUGUGUAUUUCUAUAUUGGUAAACCAAGCAAAUUGUUCUGCCAAAUAAGACAGCCAUUCUUCAUGGUGACCUUCACGAUCUAUCUGUCCUGUAUCCUGGUGAGGUCUUUUCAAAUCAUCUGCAUAUUCAAAAUGGCCACCAAACUGCCUACAGCACAUGAUUAUUGGGUUAAAUACAAUGGGCAAUAUCUGUUCAUCUUUCUGAGCACCUGUGUCCAAUUUGUCAUUUGUGCUGCGUGGUUGAUUUCAGAUCCACCUAGCCCCAUAGGUCACAUAAUCGAGAAGGCAAUCGUCCUGGACUGUAAUACUGGUAACAUGAUUGCCUUUUGUCUUGGUUUCCUUUAUACUGUUUUGCUGACAGUGGCAUGUUUCUUAUUUGCUUAUAUGGGAAGGGAUCUUCCAAAGAAUUAUAACGAGGCCAAGUUCAUUGCCUUCAGUAUGAUGAUCUGCUUCAUUUAUUACAUUCUGUACAUGACAUCAAUGGUCACCCCUAAUCAGGAGAGAUACACCUCAUCCAUACAAACCUUCCUGACAGUCACCAGUGCCUUCAGUAUUGCCAUGGGCUACUUUCUUCCGAAAUGUUACAUCAUUUUGUUUUUGCCACAGAAUAACACCGUGGCUUAUUUCCAAUCCUGCAUUCAGGAUUACACAAAGAGACAGAAUAGGGCAAAUUAGGUUUCAUAAGCCACCAGAUCGCUUACCAUGUUGUGUUUUAGCAUUAUUAAAGGAGAUUAUUUUCCUUCAUUUGUGAAUAUUAGGAGCUUGCUUCCUUUAUUUGGCUAUUUCAUGAGCAAAUGGAGUAACAUAGGGCAUAAUAAAUGGUAACAAACAGCUCAAAAGCCUCACCUCUUCCUAUCUCUCUAACCUCCACUCCUACAACCCUUUGAGAUCUCUGCGUUCCUCCAGUGCUUCUUGUGCACUACCCACUAAAUGCUCCUUACCAUUGGUGGCCAUGUUUUCAACUGUCUAGGCCCCAAACUCUGAAGCUUUUUCCUAAACCUCUCUGCCUCUGCACCACCUCUUCCUUUAAGAUGCUCCUUAAAACCUACCUCUUUAACUAAGCUUUUGGUUAUCUGACUUAAUAUCUCCAUCUUUGGCCCAGUGUCAAUUUCUAUCUUACAAUACUGCUGUGAAAUGCUUUGGGAUGUUUUACUAUUUCAAAGUUGUUACAGCACUAUUUUUGUAAUAAGCGGGGAAAUAAUUCUUCAUAAUGUGGAAAUCUAAAUUAAACCUCUCCUCAUUUCCUGGGUUCAGAAAUAUUUACUUACAGAAAGAGAAAGCAGGACGCCUGGAAAUUCAGUGGGUUGGACUUGGUCUCUGGGAUUGCAUUUCCAGGCAAGGCUGAUGGGAUGAGAGUCUUCAAACUUUGCUAGCUUUGGG